UCUAUCUUCUCUGCCCCCACAAACCGCGCAUCCAUCCAUCCGCCUGGCGUCUGCAAGCUGCAACUGUAAUCUCCGAGCCUGCUCUCCUUCCCACCCAUCGCAUUAUCAGAUAGAUGAUCAUCGGACGCAUCUCAAAGUAGCAACUUCACUGUGCCAACGCGACGUGACGUUGAAUAGUCCAGCCGAUAUGUUUGUUUCGUUCUUCUGAUACGACUUGUCGCGAUGUUACGCAUAUCGUCCGAUACGAGAGAGAGAUUCAGAAGCAGAGGCAGAACUCAUCCUGGACCUGGUUCUUGCUUUCCUGUGCAAGUAACACGUUCCUGCUUUAUAUACCAGGAAGAAAGCAAAGACUACGCAACAGAGAUCGUCAAGCGAGAGUGAGAGAGAUAUUUUCAAUCCUUGACGCACUAAAAUACGCCGAUGGGUGAAGAAGGAGAUCCUUCUGCUCCUCCUCCUCCUCCUCCGUCUCAGCCGACCGCCGCCCAAGAGGCUCCUCCUUCUUCUCAUCCGCCUCUUCGAUUCGAUCCCAGCCGAAUGAUUGGCAUUAUCAAAAGAAAGGCCCUGAUUAAAAAUCUGGCUGCUGUGUAUCAUGCUGAGUGUCUUGCAUACUGCCAAGAACUUCUUGAACUCCAAAGAAAAUGGGAAGAGCCAUUUAUAGAUAGAAAAGCUCCUGAGAACAACACGAGGAAAGAAAUGAUAAGGCCAUCCAAACGGCUGAAGAAGACCCGCUAAGCAUUCACUCCAUAAGCUAACCUUUUCCCCAAAUGGCAAAUAUCAUUUACAGUGAGAUGCAACAUCGGUUAUUGUCAUUAUCUUGACUUUAGGUGUUUCAUAUGGUUGGUUGCUUGGAUAAGUAUACAGAUAUGACUGGCUCUCUCAGAGGUUUCCAGCUGCUCCAUACAAGCAUGAAUGUUCUCUGGUCCUGUAAUGCACUUGAUAUUUAAAGAAACUAUUUGGAAGAUCAAAUGGCUAAAGCAUGACCAAUUCUGUUUAUCUGUAUUAGUAGCAUAAAUGUAUUGUCCUGGAUGCUCUGUCCAAGGGUGCCCUUGCCAUUAGUUUUUUCUUUUAAUUUUUAUUUAAACUCAUCCCAAUAUCUUGGGUUGCGAACUUGUGAUCACAACUGUAAUACAUUCUUAUUAGUGCAAUGGUUUUCCUCGUUAUUAUUAUUCUUUA
Nelumbo nucifera (sacred lotus) is the source of this 1173-nucleotide messenger RNA. RefSeq lists its product as uncharacterized. The record is from RefSeq and is a predicted model, not a curated record. Lineage: Eukaryota; Viridiplantae; Streptophyta; Magnoliopsida; Proteales; Nelumbonaceae.